AUGUCGAACCUUCAUCUCAGCCCUUCAAUCGUCGUCGACUACCUCUUCCGCGAGCAGCGCCUCCUCUUCGUCCUCGUCGGAGUUCUAAUCGGCUCUACUUUCUUCAUCCUCCAGCCCACUCUCUCCCGCCUCGGCCCUUCUGAGGCCCGCACUGCCGUCACCAGUUCCUUGUCCGGCUCUUCUCCUGUUGUUCAGUCCUCCAACCGCGGAUCUUCGGGCAUAUUCCAGAGGAGGUCGGUCUCCGGCCGGGUACCUGCGGAUCUCGAUCGCCGGAGGUUUAGGAUUGUGAUUACCGGUGGAGUUGGAUUCGGAUUCGAAUUCAGGAAGGGCAGACCUGGAUUCGAAGAGAGGAGGAAGAAGAGAGGAGGAAGGAGAAAAUCGAGAAGAGGAGAUAAGGUUUGGUGGAGGAAGGAAGAAGAGAGGAGGAGAUAA
Molecule: messenger RNA, 432 nt
Organism: Linum trigynum
Lineage: Eukaryota; Viridiplantae; Streptophyta; Magnoliopsida; Malpighiales; Linaceae
Source: the annotation of a GenBank genome assembly